GCUCGGGAGCAGACACGCGGGGCCAAAAGACUAAUUUGAACUAUUUUAUUAACAAAAACAAAAACAUUACAUAUUUGUAAAUAACACUAUUAACAACUAUAAACACGAAACAGCAACAACAGCAACAACACAUUUCUCCUAAGGACUCUCUUUAAAUCUUACCGUACACCCGUAAGACAACCGCCUGUAAAAAGAAAGAAGGAAAGGAAGGAAGACACGCACGAAGUGGAAAAUAAAGCGCGCGCGGUCGGAUAGAGAAAGAGAUAGACAGGAGGAGAGUGAAAGAGAAAGCGGGUGAGAAUAGGAGAAGGAAAGAGCGGGACGUACGACGAGGUAACUCCGGUUUUUUUCUAAGAUAGUAGAUGUGUAAUUACAAGCGCGUACACACAAGCAAUACACAGUAAAGAAGAAACAAGUUACAAAAGAGUCGAACGAUAGAAAAAUCAUCUAUUUUCUCAAGUUAUUCCUCAGUCAGAUUGGUGCGCGGCGCAGCGGAAGUGAAGAGAACGAGACGAGAGCAUAAACGCUGAGAGAGGGAGAAAGAGAGAGAGAGAGAGAGAGGGAUUGCAAAAGGGAAGAUCGUAAAAGAGAGCACGCGUCGGCUGCUACGGGACGGGAUAAUCGCAUUUUUAGUUCUCUCUGUACUGUGUGACCCUUACAUUAUUUUGUCCCUCCGAUAGGGACGGGUUCAGUGUUGUAACUUAGGAUAUAAGAAGACUAAAAAGAGCUCCGGAGAGCACAAUAAAAAGAUAGAGAGAGGAAAAGAUAGAAGGAGAGAGAGAGAGAGAGAGAGAGAGAACAAAGAUUUGGAAUCUGAGAUUUCGGAAGAGAGAAGAAGAAAGAACUCAGAAAGAAAAGAAUAGUGUGUAAUUUGUGACUGGAAACGCAUCCACGUCGAGAAACGUUCACAAGAACAAGAAGAAUCGCGAGCAGCAAUCAACAAGGGACAGAAGGAAAGAACGUUCACGAAAAAGGGUUGGCUUCAAGCGUCGCGUAGAGAUACAGUGGAGCUCCAAUUUUUUAUACUAGAAGAAGAAUCUAACAAAAAAGCGUGAAAGAGAGAGCGAAAGCGAGAGCGAGAAAGCGAGAGAGAAAGAGAGGGGGUGAGAGAGAGAGAGAGAGAGAGAGAGAGAGAGAGAAAGCGAGAGAGAGAGAGAGAGAGAGAGACUUGGGAGAAUCAGGGAGAGUGCGAAAGGGGAGCGGAGGAUCGAUCCUGUUCGUGUUUCCGCGUGCACUUCCACGUGUGUCCUUCGAUACGAAACUGCAAGAACUUCAAUUCCGACCGUUUAAGAUCUCUCAUUUAGAGGAGAGAUCCAAAAGAGACGGGAUAGAGCGAAGAGUGACACGUUCGUGACACCGUCGAUCGAUAUCCGGUCUCGAAUAACAUAAUCCGGCCCGCGUGCAAGCUCCUUUGGGGGAUAUGUCCUGCCGUUCCAGAGGGAGUCGUCGUCAUCCGGGAGCGCAACCUUCGCAACGCCGAGGACAACGUCAAUCCGAGUGCCGUCCCUGCGUCCUGGACCCCGCGGCUGGUAAACUGUCCUGACGAAAAAAGGACCACCCCCUCAGCUCGUCCCGAUCGAAGCAGCGCGAUCAUCAACGGACAGCAGUCAUAUCAGAUACGCGAUCGUCUCCCAAGGACGCGGACCCAUCACGAGAAAGGGUCCGUCCAGGGAUGCCCGCCAGGGCCCAGCCACGCUCUCGUCUCGCGUACGUUCAAGGACGAUGACGAUCGGCCAAGACGAUCGGUAAGAUCCAAGCAGCGCGAGCACGCGCCAGCAUCGCGGAGAUGGCGGGCUACAAUCAUUCGAAUCCACAGCGUGUCGUCUACCAUGCGACCUACCCGACGCCCCUCGCCCCAAAUGGCGACCCGAUAAAGCUUCCCGAAAAUCUGGAAACAUUGCCGCGAGCUGAACACUUUCCAACUCAGAGGCAUCGAUGGAACACCAACGAGGAAAUUGCCGCCAUCCUAAUCAGUUUUCAGAGGCACGCCGAAUGGCAAAGUCGGGAGGUGAAAGUACGACCACGAAGUGGUUCGAUGUUACUGUACUCGAGGAAGAAAGUACGCUAUCGGCGCGACGGUUAUUGUUGGAAGAAAAGAAAAGAUGGAAAGACUACACGGGAGGAUCACAUGAAAUUGAAGGUUCAGGGUGUCGAGUGCAUCUACGGCUGUUACGUGCACUCGGCGAUCCUUCCAACGUUUCAUCGCCGAUGUUACUGGCUACUGCAGAAUCCGGACGUGGUUCUUGUCCAUUAUCUGAACGUACCUUAUCCGGACGGUGAUGCGAAGCUGGCGGCCCUGCCACCCUGCCUCGCGCUGCCACCUGACAAGAAGGAAUGGACGCGAGACGAGCUAGCGUCACAAUUAAGGCCCAUGUUCCUCGGUGGAGAUGAUGAUCCGAACAAUCCUCAUCUCACGCAGCACUCGAACCAUCCCGUCGACAUGAUAGUCUCUCAGCUGCUUGAUAGACAGAGGGCAUCCUCCACUUCCUCCACCAGCAGCACUCAACUCGCACCUAGGAGACUUACGCCCGACAAUCAGGUCUCUUCGACAACGGGAGGUCAACAACAAUCGACGACGGCGGCUCCGGCUCCCCGCGUAUAUUCAAGACAUUCCCAUUCUACUCAGAGUCAACAGCCGGCUCCUCUAGUUUUAAGUUUGCAACAAAUUCAAGGCGGUGGUGGUCUUCUGAUACUCAAUAGUCAACCAUAUCAUCAUCAACAGCAGCAGCAACAGCAGCAGCAGCAACAGCAGCAGCAGCAGCAACCACAACAACAGCAACAGCAGCAACCGCAGCAACAGCAGCAGCAACAACAGCAGCAGCAAAGUCAGCAGGUGGAAAUGCAACAGGUCACAGAGCAACAAAUCGUAUCGCAAACCAGCGUCGAUAGAGAACAGCAAACGCAGCAAGAAAUUGACGCACAGGAGAGUUUGGACAGAUCUGCUGUGCAGUCUCUGCCAAUGGGCGGUUCCGGUUCCGAGGUGACCGAUUUCGCGGAGACGCUGGAUCUGAGUCAGGAAGACAUUCAGAGGACACUGUCGGCCAAUAUGGUGCCUCCGUCGCCGUCGCCUUCGCCGGCGGACAACAGCAUGAUUAAUCCGAUGGACUUUAUCGACUCAUCGGAUGACGUGCUGGUCAAUCUGGACGCGUUCGAUGUGUUCGGCGAUUUGCCGGAGCUGCACGACUUCGAGGCCGAGCAAACAAAGCACGAGGAACAGCGAGGUGGUCCCGAGAACGAUGUCGGAUGUCAUCCUGGUACAACCGUCCAUAUUGCAGAAUAUAGUCCUGAGUGGAGUUACACCGAGGGUGGUGUAAAGGUAUUAGUUGCUGGUCCGUGGACCGGCGGUAGUGGUUCUCAGUCGUAUUCGGUACUUUUCGACGCGGAACCGGUCGAGGCGUGCCUCGUGCAACCGGGUGUACUGCGUUGUCGAUGUCCCGCACAUGCACCAGGAAUAGCGUCCCUCCAGGUGGCCUGUGACGGUUUCGUCGUGUCUGAUAGCGUUGCCUUCGAAUAUCGUAGAGCGCCGACAAGCGAACCUAGCCCAGAGAAAGCUCUGCUGGACCGUCUUGCGGACGUCGAGGCCCGUCUGCAGGGUCCCGGUCCGCCAUCUCCCGCGGCUCAUCUGGAAGAGCGACUGGUUGCUUAUUGCCAGGAUGCUGUUGUCCGUCCUUGGCGAGCUGGAGCGGAACCUCUUCAAUCCGGUGGGCCUACCCUUCUGCAUUUGGCGGCCGGAUUGGGAUACUCCAGGUUAGCCUGUGCACUCCUUCACUGGAGAGCAGAAAAUCCUAGUAGCGUUUUAGACGCCGAGGUCGAUGCUCUUAGGCAGGACAGCGCCGGCCUUACGCCACUUGCUUGGGCUUGUGCGGCAGGGCAUGCCGACACCGCCAGGAUUCUUUACAGAUGGAAUGCUAUGGCACUACGCGUGAGGGACUGUCAGAAUAGAACAGCGACCGAGCUGGCCGCGGAGAACGGUCACACGGCGAUCGCCGAAGAACUGAAUCAGCUCGAGACCCGAAGGCAAGACGAGAGGCUUUUCUUGCGACCCGCCAGCCCUAGCCCUAGGCGGCCAUCUCAAGACAGCGGUCUCGAUCUGGCGUUGUGUGGUUCGCCGCUGCUGGACAACAUGGAAUUGUUGCAAGAAGAUGAGUCGUCGUUAGGCCUCAGCGAACAGGGAAUGGAGAGCGCUCCGACCCCUCAGGAGACCGUAGGGGAAGAAGACGCGAGGGUGCUGACAUUGGCAGAGCAAAUUAUAGCGGCGCUACCGGAAAGGAUCAAGAGGGCGGAGGGUGAUUCUCCGUCUUCUUCUUCGCCACCACCACUCACGGCGCCUCUGUCACCCUUGGAAGAUGCUCUCAUGGAACAAAUGCCUCUCGACUCCGGGGAACUGUUCGACUCGUACCGUGACUGCAGCGGCGGCGCCGCUUCAGUUUCGGACGCCGAUGCCGACGCCAGUCCCUCGAGUCCUUCCAGCAGUUGUCUGACGCCAGACUCGCCGUCCCCGCCGCCCACCACUGCUGAUUUCUGCGAGUUUCUGCAGCUACAACUGCAACUUGACGGCAACGGUAACGCUCACAGCGGUCAGUACUACUCGCCAAACGGCUGCGGUGAGCGCAAAUUGAACGGCAUGAUCGGUUCCGGAGCCAUGACGGCGAUCGGUGUCGGAAACGGAGAUGGCAACGGCGAAGCGGAUCUCAGCAGAUUGACGCUAUCUGAUCGCGAACAGAGAGAGCUUUAUCAUGCCGCCAGAAUGAUCCAGAAGGCAUACAGAAAUUACAAGGGUCGCCAGAGGCAGGAGGAGGCUGAAAGGCAUGCUGCCGUUCUAAUUCAACAAUACUAUCGCCGUCAUAAACAGUACGCUUAUCACAGGCAAGCCACAAAGGCAGCACUGGUGAUCCAGAACAACUAUCGAAAUUAUCGCUCGCGGCCGGGCUCGGCCAGUGCGAGGCAACAGGCGGUCCAUCAGCAGGCGGCUCAUCAGGCAGCGAGGAAGAUCCAACAGUUCAUGCGGCAGUCCAAGAUCAAGCUGCAGAACGCCAAGGCCGUCGCAAACGGGAACGGGAGGCUGCCAGCGGUCAUUUCACGGGCGGCUGCUGUCCCCCAAAGCUCGCCCUCAUCUAGCCCAGGGGCCAGCCUAGUAGUCGCCAGCCCGGGGGUCACCUAGUUAACAGUCAGUCCAAUGGCACGCGGAGCAGCGGCGGCGAUAAUUCGGUAGCGAAAUAACACGACCGGUGACGAGAGCCGUUGGUGAACGACGCCCCGGAACGGCCGUCGCGAUGCUCUGAGGGAGUAUGCGAGGUUGUCAACGACGACUACAACUAUUACGAGAGGGUACCAGACGUACGACACGGAUGAUAUACGGUUUUGUUCUCUGCGUCUCUGAUUUGCGUACCCGAUGGUUGACCAACGUCAAGUCUUACCUAUUCAAUCUUUUUUGUCCCUCACACUAUUAUUGAGUUAACACCGCGUCUCAUUCUCGACCGCUCGUUUAUUUCGCUUGUAUCUUACGCUAUUAUCGCACUCUAUGCGUCCCUGCAUCUUCUUCGAGCGAGUAUUGGAGUAGCAGUAAAUAGGCGAGCCUAUCGUAAGUGGGUUUGCUAUAAAAAUCUAUACGAGAUCGAUCGACUGAAAAAGCUUGUAGAAUACAGUUUCUCCUCUCGCUUAAAAUGUAAGACAUAUGUAUCCACGUAUCGUAUCUCUUGUAAGACAUACGUAUCGUGUCUCUUCAAGAGUACGAGAUCCGCUUAGUCGAACAUAUAGGUCGAUUCCUUGUUAUACAUCGCGACAACAUCGAAGUUGCCGUGAAAUUUUAUUAAAUCCUUGUGUGCACCGAGCUGAAUCGCACAAAAUCGUUGUCGCUUUCGUAGGUUCAAAUAGCUGGCGAAUUUGCCAUCGGCAAAUUCUACGAGAAACCGCAGGUCUUUUCGAAACAAAAUAUUUCUUCGAGGCUCUUCAUAAAUGCAGACAUGUGUUUCUCUUUUGAUUACACCAGUCGAUCGGAUUUAAGUCUUCUUUCCUCGAACGAAAAACACAUAAACUGAUUAUAUGAAUUUUGAAAAUUGUAACA
Molecule: messenger RNA, 6064 nt
Organism: Trachymyrmex cornetzi
Lineage: Eukaryota; Metazoa; Arthropoda; Insecta; Hymenoptera; Formicidae
Gene: Camta
Product: Calmodulin-binding transcription activator
Exons: 13
Coding region: 1787-5161 (1124 amino acids)
Biological process (GO): regulation of transcription by RNA polymerase II
Cellular component (GO): nucleus
Molecular function (GO): protein binding; transcription coregulator activity; double-stranded DNA binding
Source: RefSeq, a predicted model, not a curated record